Ahaetulla prasina is the source of this 2041-nucleotide messenger RNA. It is a transcript of the gene TLCD3B, whose product is annotated as TLC domain containing 3B. The coding region runs from base 80 to 964 and encodes 294 amino acids. Gene Ontology annotation, molecular function: sphingosine N-acyltransferase activity. Gene Ontology annotation, biological process: ceramide biosynthetic process; lipid homeostasis. Gene Ontology annotation, cellular component: endoplasmic reticulum; membrane. The record is from RefSeq and is a predicted model, not a curated record. The transcript has 7 exons. Lineage: Eukaryota; Metazoa; Chordata; Lepidosauria; Squamata; Colubridae.
GGCGGACACAGGCCCCUCAGGGAAGGAUCUUGACAACAUGAAGUACCCUCCAUAGAGGAGGACAUAUGGAAUAAUAUGGAUGUCAUUUCUCACCUUUUCUGGGUUCACUAGGAUGGCAGAGGACCUGUUCUCCUACUUCUUCCUUCUGGGUUUGGUUGCUUAUCCCAGUUUCUACUAUAUCCUGCGUUGGAGCCUGGUGCACAUCUGCAAAAUGGAGUUCUGCUUUGCCGUCUAUAUAACUGCCAGACUUGUCUCCUCAGUGCAGGCCAUUAUGGCUUCCACAGUUGGCUACAUCAUCUCUACAUCCUGCAAGCACAUUAUCGAUGACCAACACUGGCUGACUUCUAACUACACCCAGUUUGCAGUCCCUUACUUCAUCUACGAUAUCUACGCUAUGUUCCUGUGCCAUUGGCACAGGUACCAGGUCAAAGGGCACGAGACAAGAUGCAUUGAGACCCAGACGCUGCACACUGCCAUCCGUGCCUACUUGCACAAGGAAUUACUGAUGGUGAUUCACCAUCUUUUCAUGGUGUUGGUUUGCUUCCCUGUGUCUGUGCUGUGGCGUCAAGGCAAAGGUGACUUCUUUCUGGGUUGUAUGUUGAUGGCUGAACUCAGUACCCCUUUUGUCUGCCUUGGGAAGGUUCUCAUCCUGUACAAGCAGCAGCACACCCUUCUCCACAAGGUGAAUGGCAUGGCCAUGCUAGUCACAUUCUUCUUCUGCCGAAUCCUGCUCUUUCCUUAUAUGUACUGGGUAUAUGGGCAGUACGUUGGCUUGCCCUUCUACCGUGUACCCUUUUCCAUCCCCGCUGAGUACAACUUGGGAUCGGCCAUCCUCAUGGCUCCCCAGAUAUACUGGUUUGGUCUCAUCUGCCGUGGAGCAUUCCGUGUCUUCCGUGCCCGGGGUACCACCAAGGAACAAGUAUUGCGAAAUGGGCACAGGAUGGAUACCCAGGCACUGGACUAAUGGCUCUCUUGCCCCCUCCCUCAGCUGCAAACGGACAAGCCGCCUUUUUCCCCUAUGACUUAUUUAUUGGGGUGAUGGGAGGGAGUGGGGAAGCUGGCUCCUAAGCCAAAAGGGAAAACGGGAGGGUCUGGGAAGGGGGUGGUGGUGUCUCAAAGGAAGUCUUUAGAGGGCAUGAAACCAAAGUAUUCCUUGGUUUGCUAAUGUGGAAAUCCUUUGUCAAAGGAACCCCUCUAAAUUUGCAAUGCUGUUGAUGUUUUGAAAUGUCUAUGAGUUGGGUAGGGUUUGAACCAGAGUGUAGUCCUAAACCAAAGGGAAUAUUGAGGUUAUCUAUGUUGGGGAGAUAUUGACACCUGUGGGGCACCACAUCAAGAAUCAAGUGGAUGUGGGCCUGUAGAGCAAAACCAGGUUUCUAAUGUAUCAGGGCUCUGCCAAGCCAACAAACGCAUAAUGGUUAUUGCUUGCUAGACUAUGAUUAGAUGACCUAAGAGUUUUUGAGCAUUGCUAGCCAAGGAGAGACCCAUGUGGCUUGCAUGGGGACGAUACUAUUUCCUGAAAGCAAGGGUUAUAGGAAGAUUAAGUCAAAUUCUCCCCAAUCCUAUUUUCUCUAGACUUGCAGAAUCUCUAUCACAUGUAAACACGAUGGAGAAAUAAUACUGGGUUUGGAUUGCCCUCGCCCCAGGCAGCAAUAGGGGAAUCUAUCAGCAGAAUUAGUUAUAUUUGUAGAAUAACCAAUAAGGAAACACUCUUUAUCAUUUUUUUUUUUGGAUGCUAGUAAAAUAACAUGGUCUUCAGUAUUACUGGAAUGUCAUCUACCCAGGAUAUUUAAUUCAUUCAUAUGUGGGUGCGGGUGUGAUCUGACACACAUGCGCACACACGUUUAUCCUCUGUAGCAAGAUGAUCAGAGGGGUGCUGCUUAAAGAACACAUGCCCCCCUCCCCAUAGCAAUAACCAAGCAGGGGAAACAUCCCUCUCCUCUUGACACCUUCUCUGUUUCAGCACAGAAUUCCUUCACUGCUCACUCUUAGACCCCCUCCUCACUUCAUAGGGCAGGAAUCUAGCUGUAAAUAAAGAGCAGGG